AUGUAUCGGUUUGAAGUUAACAUACAAGACAUUAACGAUAAUACGCCAACUUUUUCAGUGACAAAAACAGAACUGAAUAUAUCGGAAUUAGCGAUUUCGGGUGAGAGGUUUCACCUACCAAGUGCCUUUGACGCAGACGUGGGGAUAAACUCUGUAAAGAGCUACAGAUUAACCCAAAAUGAAUAUUUUUCUUUAGAUGUCCAGAGCAGUGGAGAACGAAGUGUAUCUGCUGAAUUAGUGCUACAAAAAGCUAUAGACAGAGAAAAGGAGCCUGUAAUACAACUCGUACUGACCGCUGUAGACGGAGGAAAACCUCCCAGAUCUGGAACAUUACAGAUCAUGAUUAAAGUAGAGGACGUAAACGAUAAUGUACCAGUGUGUGAUAAGAGCCUUUACAAAGCCCGUGUGAUAGAAAAUUCUCCACCUGGUACACCGGUUAUUAAAGUCCAUGCUACUGAUUUAGACGAGGGUCAAAACAGCGAAAUUAUGUAUUCAUUCAUCAAUCAAAACGAUAAUACACCUAUUCAAGCAUUUUCAAUUGACCCAGAAACUGGACUAAUCACAGUGCACGGUGUUGUGGAUUUUGAGACACAGAAUGCAGUUGAAAUUCGUGUUCAGGCCAAAGAUAAAGGGCAGAAACCACGAGCCGGACUCUGUAAAGUUUUAGUAGAAAUAGUUGACGUUAACGAUAAUGUUCCUGUAAUUUCUGUCAAUUCUUUGGUAGACAUGGUAAAAGAAGAUGCUAGUGUUGGCACAAUGAAUGACAACAGGCCCGGGAUACUUGCACCCUAUUCUGAUCACGGCUCUGUUCACACCGAAAACGUUCCAUACUCUGCUGAAGCAGGCUACCUUGUGGCCAAGAUCAGAGCUGUAGAUGCGGAUUCUGGUUACAAUGCAUUGCUUUCUUAUCACAUCUCUGAACCCAAAGGAAACAACCUGUUUCGAAUUGGAACCAGCAGUGGUGAGAUCAGGACUACGAGAAGAAUGAGUGAUAAUGACCGGAAAAUUCACCCUCUUGUUAUUUUAAUUUCUGAUAACGGAGAGCCAUCGUUGUCAACCACUGUAUCUAUUGAUAUUGUGGUUCAUGAAAGCAAAAGUGACAUUCAGACUCCGUUCAAAAAUUUACUAAGCACGGAAGAGCGUUUCUCAGAUUUAAAUCUGUAUUUGCUGAUCGCCAUUGUGUCGGUUUCAGUGAUGUUUUUAUUUUGCCUUAUCAGUUUAAUAGCUGUUAAAUGCUUCAGAUUGGAUGGUAAUUUAAGCAGACGCAGCGCCCCAGUAAUCAGCACACAUCCUGAGGGGAGCUGGUCUUACUCAAAAUCUGCUCAGCAGUAUGAUGUGUGUUUUAGCUCAGACACACUGAAGAGCGACAUGGUAGUUUUUCCUGCUCCCUUUUCGUCUGUGGAUGCAGAACUGAUUAGUAUAAAUGGAGAAGACAGAACGCAAACUCUUCUUAAUAACGAGAAGGGUAGUCAGGCUUUGUUUGGAACACGCCAUUGUGCUAACAUCCCUAGCGUGGUUCUGUUAGAUUCUUUGCAGCUCCAGGAAUGGAUUUGUACAGUUUUCAUUUUUGUUUUGCUCUGUUUAUGUAAAAUGGCUACAUCGGUGGUUGCGUAUUCGAUAUUCGAGGAAGCACCUCCAGGUUCACCGGUCGGGAAUUUAGCUAAGGAAUUAAAUCUAAAUGUCCAGGACCUUGAGUCCAGAGAACUCCAAAUUGCUACCGGAGCUUAUAGCAGGUAUUUCGAUAUUAAUUUAAAGACCGGUGUUCUCAACGUAAAAGAGAGACUUAACAGAGAAGAUGUUUGUGCAUACAGCUUACAGUGCUCUAUGGCGUUAGAAGCUGUUGUUAAAUCACCACUAAAUAUUUAUAGGUUUGAGGUAAACGUUUUAGAUAUUAAUGACAAUUCGCCAGUUUUUCGACAGACAGAGUGGGUUUUAAAUAUAUCCGAGUCUGCUUUUCCAGGAGAGAGAUUUACGUUACCGACUGCGUAUGACGCGGAUGUGGGAAGUAAUUCGGUGAAAAACUAUAAGCUAAGCCCAAAUGAACACUUUUCUCUGGAUGUACACAGCGGAGAGAGAAGUGUGUCUGCUGAACUGGCACUACAAAAAGCAUUAGACAGAGAGAAACAGCCGGCAAUCGAACUCGUCCUGACUGCUAUAGACGGAGGAAACCCGCCCAGAUCUGGAACAAUUCCUAUUGUUAUAAACGUGCUGGAUGUCAAUGAUAACAUUCCGAUUUUCAGUAAGUCACUGUAUAAAGUAAGGGUUGCCGAACAUACACCAUAUGGUACGCAUUUAACGACUGUGUUUGCCAGUGACUCGGACGAAGGACCUAAUAGGGAAAUCGUGUAUGCGCUUAUUAACCUCGAAAAUGACAAAACUACCAGUUUAUUCUCAAUAAAUCCAAAAACCGGUGAAAUUACAGUGAAUGGUGACAUAGAUUAUGAACGGGAAAACGCAAUUGAACUUCGAGUACAGGCAAAAGACAAAGGUCAUAAUCCAAGAGCUGCACUGUGUAAAGUUUUAGUAGAAAUUGUUGAUAUUAACGAUAACAUGCCUGAAAUUUCAUUAACAUCUUUUGUUGACACGGUUAAAGAGGACUCACCGACUGACACAAUGGUGGGAAUGAUCACUGUCAUUGAUAAAGAUGCUGGUAAAAAUGGUCAAGUCACUUUGAAAAUCGGAGUCGCUGUCCCCUUUAAGAUCAAAAAGUUAUAUAAUAAUUAUUAUACGUUAGCAGUAAAUGAGCCUCUUGACAGAGAAAAUGUGUUUCAAUAUAAGAUUACCAUUACAGCAACAGAUGAAGGGGCACCACCACUUUCCAGCACGGCAGUAAUUACUGUACACAUUUCUGAUGUAAAUGACAAUGCACCACGCUUUCCAGAGCCUUCUAUUAAUGUUUACGUCAAUGAAAAUAGUCAGAUUGGAACUCUUAUUUAUACAGUAACUGCUGUAGAUCCUGACGUCGGCGAUAAUGCCAGAAUCUCGUAUUCAUUGCUUGAAAGUUCGAAUAUAUUUUCUGCAUCAUCUUUAAUCAAUUUACACUCAGACAGAGGAGAUAUAUACACCCUACAAUCUUUUGAUUAUGAGCAAUUGAAAACGUUUCAUUUUAAAGUCCAGGCCACAGACUUUGGCAUUCCUCCAAUGACCAGUAAUGUGACCGUGAACGUUUUUAUUCUGGAUGAGAAUGACAACAGUCCCGGGAUACUCGCACCUUAUUCUGAACACAGCUCUGUUCACACCGAAACCAUUCCCUACUCCUCUGAGGCGGGAUACUUUGUGUCCAAAAUCAGAGCUGUAGACGCUGAUUCUGGUUACAACGCACUACUUUCUUAUCACAUCUCUGAACCCAAAGGAAACAACCUGUUUCGAAUUGGAACCAGCAGUGGGGAAAUCAGGACUAAGAGAAGAAUGAGUGAUAAUGACCUGAAAACUCACCCUCUUGUUAUUUUGGUUUCUGAUAACGGAGAGCCCCCACUAUCAGCCACUGUAUCUAUUGAUGUUGUGGUUGUUGAAAGCACAGAUGACAUUAAGACUCAGUUCAAUCAUAUGCCAAAGAAGGAGGAACGUUUUUCGGAUUUGAAUCUGUAUCUGCUUAUCGCUAUUGUUUUGGUGUCAGUGAUUUUUUUACUGAGCUUCAUUAGUUUAGUAGCUGUGAAAUGCUACAGGACAGACGAACAUUUUAGCAGAUACAGCGCUCCAGUGAUCACAACACAUCCUGAUGGGAGCUGGUCUUACUCCAAAUCUACUCAGCAGUAUGACGUAUGUUUUAGCUCUGACACACUGAAGAGCGACGUAACGGUUUUCCCUGCGCCAUUUUCUUCUACUGAUGCAGAGCUGAUCAGUAUAAAUGGAGGAGACACAUUUAAUCAAAUCCAAACUCUCCCUAGCAAAGAAGAGGUAAGAUUGUACAUUUUUAGGUUUCUGGAAUGCAUUUUUUUUGGUAACUGUCUAGUGUAUGCAGGAAUGUAUGCUAGGGAGUGGCUGAAGUCCUGCAAUGGAUUGGUGCUCUCUCCAGAGUAUUAA
Molecule: messenger RNA, 4023 nt
Organism: Trichomycterus rosablanca
Lineage: Eukaryota; Metazoa; Chordata; Actinopteri; Siluriformes; Trichomycteridae
Product: protocadherin gamma-A6-like
Exons: 5
Coding region: 1-4023 (1340 amino acids)
Biological process (GO): homophilic cell-cell adhesion
Cellular component (GO): plasma membrane
Molecular function (GO): calcium ion binding
Source: RefSeq, a predicted model, not a curated record